AUGUACAAUCUUUGCCUGGUUAGAGGUUUAGUCUGUACCUUGCAUUGCAAGUUGAGAGUUUUGUGGGACUUACCUGUGACUUUUCUCUCCCUUGCAGCCUUGGGCGCCGCCUAUGGUACAGCAAAGAGCGGCACGGGUAUUGCUGCCAUGUCGGUCAUGAGGCCAGAGCUGAUCAUGAAGUCCAUCAUCCCUGUGGUCAUGGCGGGUAUCAUAGCAAUCUAUGGCUUGGUAGUGGCAGUCCUUAUUGCCAACUCCCUCACGCAUGACAUCUCGCUAUUCAAGAGCUUCCUUCAGCUGGGCGCUGGACUAAGCGUAGGCCUCAGCGGGUUGGCCGCCGGCUUUGCCAUUGGCAUUGUGGGUGACGCAGGUGUCCGGGGGACAGCGCAGCAGCCAAGGUUAUUUGUGGGCAUGAUCCUGAUCUUGAUCUUCGCCGAAGUCUUGGGGCUGUACGGCCUCAUCGUCGCCCUUAUCCUUUCCACAAGAGGGUAAUCGCCGCAGAGUAUGAUCCAAACAAAACAAACUAAGUUCCAGAAUGAAAAAAAAAUGGUCUCUCCACAAUGUGUACAGUUGUCAUCAGUUUGGUAGUUGAUCUCUUGUAAAUGCGCAAUGUAUGUGACUUGUCUGUCCUGUGUGUACUUCCGUAUGAAAAGCAGGAGGAGCUGUCACAAGCCCUCUUCUCAAGGCUUGGGGGAAGCUCACGUGCUGUUUUCCAUCCAUUUUGCCAUUAGAGUCCUUUAUGUAUAAAUAUGAACUAGAAACAGUAACUUUCCCCUCUCUUCAUUGGAUGUUUUAUUUAUAAGACUUGACAUGUUCAUACAUAAUGGAACAAGAGUUUUCAAUUUCCCAUGCUCUCUCUAUAUAUAUUAAUCUCAUGCAUAGAUAGAUUACUACACUGUGGGGUUAACUGUAAGUGCAGAGAAAUCCUUGGAUGUAAAUUGAUUCUCAAAGAUUGCUGUUGUGUCCUGGUAUCGGAGUGUAAGACUGUUUGUGUUUAUACAGAUAACAGCAAAAAUGUCUGAGACACUCCUGUGUUCCCAGUAGUAAAAACUGUAUGCUCUGGCAUCAAAGUUGUGCAGCCAAUGUUGGGUUUUGCAGUAAUACGUUUCCAGGUAAUAAAAAUUUCCUCCACUAUAUCAUUGUAA
Python bivittatus (Burmese python) is the source of this 1142-nucleotide messenger RNA. The record is from RefSeq and is a predicted model, not a curated record. NCBI's taxonomy places the organism in Eukaryota, Metazoa, Chordata, Lepidosauria, Squamata, Pythonidae.